AUGCAGACUGCUUCUACAAACAUUUGUGAAAGAAUGGGUCGCUCUCAGGAGCUCAGUGAAUUCAAGCGUGAUACCGUGAUAGGUUGCCACCUGUGCAAUAAGUCCAUCCGUGAAAUUUCCUUGCUACUAAAUAUUCCACGGUCAACUGUUAGUGGUAUUAUAACAAAGUGGAAGCAACUGGGAAUAAGAGCAACUCAGUCAGAAAGUGAGUAGGUUCAGCGCAUGCUGAAGUGCAGUGCGCAGGCGUUGCCUGCACAGUCAGUAGCUAAAGUUUUCCAAACUUCAUGUGGCCUUCAGAUUAGCACAACAACAAUGCGUAGAGCGCUUCAUGGAAUGGGUUUCCAUGGCUGA
Staurois parvus is the source of this 351-nucleotide messenger RNA. NCBI's taxonomy places the organism in Eukaryota, Metazoa, Chordata, Amphibia, Anura, Ranidae. The record is from the annotation of a GenBank genome assembly.